This is a messenger RNA of Lottia gigantea (owl limpet), 348 nucleotides long. RefSeq lists its product as hypothetical. The transcript has a single exon. Lineage: Eukaryota; Metazoa; Mollusca; Gastropoda; Lottiidae. The annotation marks the transcript as partial. The record is from RefSeq and is a predicted model, not a curated record.
AGUUUUAAUCGCAGUAUGGUAGAAUAUGAAGCUGGAUUUGGUACGAUGGUUACUAACCGAUGGAUUGGGUUUAAUCGACUCCUACAGAUGAUGACAUCAGGAUCUACGUACAAAAUGGCAGUGUUUGCAUCGGAUGGUUCAAGUACAUGUAUGAGUUAUUAUCAAGGCUUUGCUAUCAGUGCACAAAGUGGUAACUACAUCUUUACGUAUUCCUACAAAUCACCAUCAUCUUAUUUCCCAGAUUGUGGCAACUCGAUGGUGGGGCAAAAAGGUCGACCGUUUUCAACAUACGAUAGCGACCAUACGUCGUUUAACUGCCCGAGUAGAUUUGGCGGGGGUUGGUGGUUC